This is a messenger RNA of Meleagris gallopavo (turkey), 1043 nucleotides long. Lineage: Eukaryota; Metazoa; Chordata; Aves; Galliformes; Phasianidae. The record is from RefSeq and is a predicted model, not a curated record.
UGCCGGCCUCCUCCGCCAUGCACCUGGGGCCGGUGGUGUCCAAGGCGCUCAGCGCGGCCUGCUUGGUGUGUUGCCUGUGCCGCAGCCCUGCCAACUACAAGGACCUGGGCGACCUGUGCGGGCCCUACUACCCUGAGGACUGUCUGCCCAAAAAGAAGUCACGGCUGAAGGAGAAAGCGCGGGCAGAGGGCGAGGAGGGCGGCGCAGCGGAGAGGCCCCGAGGGGUGGCAGAGAGCAGCUGGGCAGCCGGCGGCAGGGCAGGCAGGCAGGAGGCUGCCGCGGAGCCGGGCAAACCGGGCGUGCUGCGCUCCAGCCCCCGGGGUGUGUUCCGAAGGCUGCAGAGCUGCUACUGCUGUGACGAGAGGACAGAGGGCGAGGAGGCGGCCGAAAAGCCCCGGCGGCACGAAUGUACCAAGGCCGAGUCCCCGCCGCAGCCCGAGCCGGCGGGCGACACGCAGGAGCACUGGCUGCACGAGGCCUGUGCCGUAUGGACCGCUGGGGUGUUCCUGGUGGCGGGGAAGCUCUACGGGCUGCAGGAGGCCGUCAAGGCGGCUGCCGACCUGAAGUGCUCGAGCUGCCAGCAAGCAGGAGCCACUGUGGGCUGCUGCCAGAAGGGGUGUCCCCACACCUACCACUACGCGUGUGCCGUCGACACAGGUUGCUUAUUAACUGAAGAGUGCUUCUCUCUGAGAUGUCCCAAACAUAAGAGACAGCCGGUGUAGCAGCACGGGAGGUGCAUGGCCCCCGCCACCAGCGAGGGACCCGCAGGGGGGUGGCAGUGCCACCAUCCCCAUCUCGGAGCCAUCGGGGGUCACCAGAGGAGUGUGGCCCCCGGGGUGGGCACAGCGCUGCCGGCUGCCCCCCUGCCUCUCUCCCCAGAGCCCUUCUGGGUGGACAGAGCCCCUGGGGUGUCAGAAUGGGGCCGGGGGCACGGAGCCCCCAGUGCGGCGUGACGGGGUCACCAGUGGUGCUGACACCCGCAUGGCGAACACAGAGACUCUGCUCCAGGACAUGUGAGCUGCACAGGGGUGGGAUAGGGUGGG